AUGUCGGACAAGAAGCUCGAGCCAAAGGAGCUCUCGGACGAAUACAUCCUCGCCGCCAUCGCCAAAGAGUCCAAAGAAUUCGACAAGGACGCCGAAAUCGAUCGCAUCCUCAAAGCCUUCCGUCUCGACUCAUAUGCUGUCCUCGACCUACAACCCGGUGUCCCCGACAACGACAUCAAGAAAUGCUACCGCAUGAAAUCCCUCCUCAUCCAUCCCGACAAAACCUCAAAUCCUUCAGCCCCGGAUGCCUUUGACCGUCUCGCAAAAGCCCAACAAGCCCUUCUAGACGAGAAAGAAAGAGCGAAACUCGACGAAUGCAUAGCAGAUGCGCGUAUGCUGCUGAUGCGCGAGCGCAAACUCACCGUCGACAGCGAAGAAGUCAAAGACCCCGACGAUGACUUCCGCAAAGCAUGGCGGGAAAAGACUAAAGUUGUGCUGGUCGAUGAAGAGCUACGGAGGAGGAAAAAGAUGAAGGCUCAGAUGCAGGAGGAAGGCCGCGCGCAGAAGAAGGAGGAAGAGGAAAUUGCUGAGCGCAAGAGGAAGAGGGAGUUCGAGUCCAAGUGGGAGCAGUCGCGUGAGGAGCGCAUUGGUUCCUGGAGGGACUUUCAAAAGGGAAAGCAGCCUGACAAGAAGAAGAAAAAGAUCAAGACUUUGGGUUGA
This is a messenger RNA of Aureobasidium namibiae CBS 147.97, 660 nucleotides long. RefSeq lists its product as uncharacterized. The transcript has 2 exons. NCBI's taxonomy places the organism in Eukaryota, Fungi, Ascomycota, Dothideomycetes, Dothideales, Saccotheciaceae. The record is from RefSeq and is a predicted model, not a curated record. Bases 1 to 660 code for a protein of 219 amino acids.